This is a messenger RNA of Musca domestica (house fly), 3664 nucleotides long. Its product is annotated as protein aurora borealis-like. Gene Ontology annotation, molecular function: protein kinase binding. NCBI's taxonomy places the organism in Eukaryota, Metazoa, Arthropoda, Insecta, Diptera, Muscidae. Gene Ontology annotation, biological process: regulation of mitotic nuclear division; regulation of mitotic spindle organization; activation of protein kinase activity. Gene Ontology annotation, cellular component: cytoplasm; nucleus. The record is from RefSeq and is a predicted model, not a curated record.
AAAUUUGAAAUUGAAAGGGCGCAAAUUGUUUGUUGGCCCAAAACAACCGUCGUCGACGAGAUUUCUAACAUCCUGCCAGUUAGCAAUCGAACAUCUGCUCCCUUGAAGCUAAAAAUAAAUCACAUCCCAACGAAGGAAGAAGGUGCAGACACUUAAAGACGAGGAUGGAAGGCAAUGAUCAUGAGACGCCACAAAAACUUAAAGGUCAUCGAUUUAUGAUGCACUAUCCACCGGCGGCGUCCGAUGAGUGCAACAAAGUGACGCCCAAAAAUAAACAAUUUAGGAAGUCAAUAAAUCCGAGGACACCGCAAGGGUUAAGCUAUUCGCUGGGCAAUUGCAACACCAUGAUGUCGUCAAAUAGCAGCAAUGGUUUGCAUUCCAUAUCAAUGGCUGUAAUACAGACGCCGCCAGCAAAGAGACACCAAAAAAUAAAAAAUCCCUUUGAAGCGGCGUGGGCCGAAAGGCUACAUAUGCCAUUGAUAGCAAGUCCAUCGUUAUUUCAACGCCCAGACACCCCGCAAAUGAGUUCUACACAGUGUGAAUGGACAAUAGAAGAGGUGUCAAGUUUAAUGCCAGCAAAUGUGGAGCCCCAUGAGACUCAGUUCAACGAUUCACCUGAUCCUGAGUUGGAGGCCAAAGCCCAAAUGGCAAUUAGUUCCUAUUUUAAAGAUAAUCAAAUUGUGCCAAGUCCGGUAGAUUGUCCAUUGCGUAGCCAACGUAUUGUGUUGCAUGACGUUAGUGGCAAUACACCCAUAUCCAAACCAGGCCGUAGAAUACGUGAUUGUGCAUCACAAACUGAAUUGACAUUGCCGCCCAUAUUGCCACCAGCUCUGGAAGAGGUCUUAAAGCCAUAUUUCCAACCCCAUUUGGCAGGAGCAAAUAUAGAACUGAAAAAGUCCCGUUAUGCCCAACGUUCAUUAAGUUCCAGCAUAGACGCCAAGGACACCUCAUUGAGGCGUAAGCUAUUCGAUAUUCACAAUGUUCUAAUAUGGGAAAAUGAACAACAAUUGAUGGCAAAAAAUAACACAUCUUCGGCGGCAGCAAGCAGUGGUGGCCAAUCAAAUUCUAGUCCCCACUCUUUGCAAUCUCUGCAACAUACUGCUAUAGUGGGGAAAUUAUCCGAUUCUCUGGACAAGAGCUCCUUUGGCUCACUCUCACCCAUAUCGGCCUCAGAUGAUCUAUCACCUUCGCUGCCAGAUAAGGGUAGUGCCACAAAACGUAAAUCACGUUUCAAUAACUUCCGUUCAGAAAUUGAGGAGCUAGAACAGUUAUCACCCAUACAUCCACCGGUCAGAAGGAAACCCAUUGAGAAGUUGUAUCGUUCACAGAAUAUGGGAAAUCAAAGCAAUGACAUUACAAACAAUACCAGUCAAGAUACAGACAAUGGAAAGUUCACUCCAGAAAGAUCAUCUUCGCCCUUGUCAAUGAUAACGAAUAACAUUGGAGAGUUUUCGUCGGAUAGUUUUAAUAUAAAAGUUAGUCGUUUAAGAGUCAAUUCAUCGAAGUGUUCAAACAAAUCGAAUAAAGAAAGACUGACUAGAGUGACGGGCUCUAAAAAUUCGAGUAACAUCCUGCAGGAGGUGGAUGUUUUUAUGAGUCAUGAGGAAACGUGCGAGGAGUUACUUGAAUAUACUGGCAUUGAUGUGGAAGAUAUGCAAAUAUCUCAGGUUUCGGCCCAUAGUUCUACAUGUAGUUCUUCACAAUCGGAUACACCGAGAGGUAAAAGACGUUCGGCAAGUCGUAAAAAUUUGUCACAAUCUUUUUCGGCGAAUUGGUUAAACGACGAAGGAGACGAAAAUGAGGACCCUAAAAGAGAUGAGCAGAAAUUAAAUCGUAUUUGCCAAGAUUUAAAAAAGAAGAACCUAAAUCCUGCAGCAUUGCAACCAACAAGUUCCUCAUCCUUUGGUGGUGUGGUACAUCACACACCUAUAAAUAGUUCACCCAAAAAUCAUUGACAUUUUAUCGCACCGACAGUGGUUUUAAUGAAAUGUCACAAAUUCCUCAGAAUCACAAGAUGGUCCAGGCUUGUCACAACAGCAGACUUCAAUGGCGCUAGCUGCGACGGACGGAGAACCAAUGAUGGUGCAUUGCUGUUCAACACCUUCUACGAAACAGGAUAAGUUUGAACUUAUGAUUUGAUAAAACAGUGAUGUUAUUCGAUGAAUUUAAAUUAAAAAUUGCACAGUCUUUAAAACGUUAUAGGUGUCGAUUGAUCAUCCUUCUAUCCGAAUUGGCGAUGGAGACAGAUUUUUUGUUGCAGCAACAAGAAAACAUUUAUUAAGCUUAAACUAGUGUUGGUAGAUGGUAAAGCAUAUCAAUGCAGUUGGAAAAUUUAAAUUAUAAAUGUCGUUAUUCAAUCAAAUUCAUCUGAAACUUAGGUAUGUGAAAGGAGAACAUUAUUUGCAAUAUUUAAACAAAGGCCUUAUGCUUAAAUUGUAGUUAAUUUUAGGAGAAGAUUAAACAAAUUACCCACCCACCUACUUUUAUGGAGAUUUAUUAAAUAGUUACUAUUGAAGACUCGAAAUAUGUUUAUAAGUUUCACAAGUAAUUGUAUAAAAGAUUUUUGUUUUUAACCAACAAGAUAUCAAGCUAUUCAUAUAUUUGUAUGUAUUUUAAAAAUCUUAUAUUUAUUCAAGUAUCCUUCACAAAUACAUUUGAACAUUUAGACAAAUCUAACAAAAUAAGGUCAGUCAAUUGUCUUGAGAAAUAAAUUCGCCGAUUCUACUGUCAUUUUUUUAGCAUGCAAAACAAUACAGCAAUCUUUCAAAUCCUAGGAAACUUAUCAAAAAAUGUCUUAGUCCCAGCUUACAUUGAAUUGAUUUGAAAAAAUUUAAAGUUUAUAUGUAAUAAAAGUAGACAAAUGGUUUCUAUUUCCAUGAUCUGGCCGAAUUUGAACAAUUCAGAACAUAAAUUCAUACAUAAAUAAAAAAAUCACUUAUAUUUUGUUGAAGGAUAUAUUGUAUGGUCGGCUAGUGGCUGAUUUUUUUUUUUAUUAUUUUUUCCUUUUUAUAAAAUUCUAGUCUAGCUUAUCCAACCUAAAAAAAGACUUUUUGUAACAUCAUGGCCAAUAAGUAAUUUAAUAGGAAACGCAUUAAAUAUAGUACUUUUUUAAUUUUCUCAUUUAAGUUUUUAUUGUAAAACAGAGACUUGAACAAAUGCUUCAUUAGAGGCAAAACUACUUGUUUAUAUUUAUGAAAAUUUAUUUUUUUUAAGUUUACAUUAAAUAUUUGUUGAAAUACAGUAUGACUAUUUUAUUUUUUAAUAAUUGCUUAAGGCUAGAUUACAAGCGAUGUUGGAGUCAUAUGUAAAGUGAAAUUUUCCACAAUUACCUGCAUAAUUUUUAAAGCAUACUCCCCACAAGUUUUCAUUUAAAAAGAAACGCGUAAAAGUAUGUAAAAAAUUACCAUAAAUAUGCUACAAAAUAAAUAAAAUUCAAGUGUAUUAAUAUUAUACAGUUUAUGUAUCAUAGCGUUACUUUUAAGAUUAAAAAUGUUGGGAAUUUCUUAAUGUAUGUUUUGAAAUGUCACUUUACACAUGUGUAAUCUGGUCGUUAGAGCCUGUUUCUGGUUGUCUAUACCAUAGUAAAUGCGAUGGGAAAGCACCAUUUCAAAUGUCUAAUAUAAUAUUUAAUUUAACUCUAAAAAUACAAACAUUUCAAAAAAUA